AUGCUAGCUGUAACCCGACGGGCGCUUCUGUCAGUGCUCCCCAUCGCGCGACGAAGACCACUUCCGAACCUCCCCCCACGACACCUCCGAAGCACAACAAGAUGCUUCCAUGGCACCCCAAGAGCCCUCCAAACCGACCCGAAUGAUCCGCACAAGCCCAACGCUACUCCCACAGAUUUCUUCACAAAGAAGACCGAUAUUCAGACCGAUUCGCCCCCGAGAGAAAGCAAGGGGAGUGGAGCCUCGCCAACGGAUGGAGAACCUGCAGAGUCUACGAUAAAGCCAGAGACGGAAGACCUUCUCUCCAAUGGUGGUGACGAGAACCCAGCAGACCGGCCUCAACGAUCGCGGGGUCGGCCAUCGGGUUCAAAGUCGAGGGGAGGACGGUUGAUACCAAAGACGAUCCCGGCAAUGCCGAAACCUGAGGUACCGCUUUGGUUUCUCGAACAUGGGGUAACACUGCGGGAGGACAGCAUUGUGGAUCCGGCGAAUUGGAAGCUUGGGAUCUCUCCAGCUAAGGAAAUUACAGAGUCAGGGAAGGCCGAAUCUGAAGAGGAACUAGAAACAAAUGAGGUUAAACAGCUGCUUGAGGAGAUAAGAGCAGAGAAAAAGUAUCGUUAUUGGGUAGACGAUGUUGUAUGGAAGGAAAUCAUAACCCAUGUACAAGCCGGACUAAUGCUACCCAAAGCAACUUACCUAGAUAGCUUCGCUUCUAUGAAGUCGAAUUGUCUCCUUCACUUUCCAAAAGAAGGUGGGAUCUACUUCUUGGACGCAGUGGUGGAGGCUGUAGCAUCAGACGUUGGGGCGGAUCUCGUACGGAUUGACGCCCAGGAUCUGGAGGAGAUAGCUGGUGAUUUCUUGGGUGACUCACGGCAUUUAUCAAACUCUCCUGGAUUUUCGUCUCACGCAAUCCGCUCCAUAGGGUAUGACGCCCAACUCGCCUCUUCCCUCUCGAAGGAGGUUGAGGAAACCGAGGAAGACGUCGAGGAAACCGAGGAAGAGGAAUACGAAGAGGAAGAAGAACAUGAAGCAGAGCCUGUACCACCGAAAGGGUUUCCUUCACAGCUCAUCAGCAAUCUUCCUGAGCCUCUAAAGCAGCUUUUGAUGUCUGGGCGAUUGGCAGGAGCAACUGUAAUUCCAAUUUCUUCCCUUAGCGUGCCAGGUCUUGGUAAAACGCAGGAAACUCUUUCGGAUCAUUCGAACGAGAAAAAAAUGCAAGCACUUUUAGAAGCCCUGAUAACCGCGGCUCAAAAGAAGCGUGCAGCAAAAUCUUCUCUCUCUAUUACGGGUACAUCAACUUCAGAAACGCCGAAAGACAUUAAAGAAAAUACGAAAGAAACCAUAAAAACACAGCGCCAGUCAAGACCAAACAAAACAAUAGUUCAUAUCCGCGACUAUCGCGAACUAGAAAGAACUAAUUCCGGAGAUGCGGUAAUUCGUAUGCUUCAUGAUAUAGUUCAACGACGGCGCCGAGAUGGCGAAAAUAUCAUAAUUCUAGGCACAACGUCGAUGGAGGAAACUUCAGAAAACCUCACAAAAUCAGGUUUACGCUUGAUACAGUCUCAACCCGAGGAUUCCUAUGAGAGGACGAUUCUUGUCCCCCCUCACCUUUAUAACGUUUUGAGCGAUGUUUUCAGGGUUGACAAAGAAGCUCGGAUACGAGAGGUCAAUAUCCGUCACCUACGAGAUGUGAUCCGAAGGAGAAGUGGAGAUACAGGCCAGGAUGUCUCCUUAACUCUCCCCAAGGACUGGCACUUGAAAAAAGACGAGGAUGACACGGUAAUUUCAGGAAUCAAGGAUACCAUUUGGAACUUUGAUCGGGUUCACCGUGUCGCGACAACUGUGCUCGGCCAACGGCUAGGCAAAGGAGGAGAGAUUGGAAUCCAAGAAAUUAAACAAGCUGCCGAACUUCUCGACAAUAGUGAUGCAAUAAAGUUUGCUUGGGCCUCUGAUGAGCGUCUUCGACAAAAAACAAUGAAGGAAAUCGAAGAAAUGGAUGGUGAACUUGACCCGACAUUCACUAAAGUUAGUGGGGAAUGGAAAAGUACAAAAGUAAAAUUGCCGAAAAAUUGCACGCCACAUGAAAAGAAGCUUCUCGGCGGUGUCAUCAACCCUGAGAAUAUUCAUACAGGAUUCUCCUCAGUCCGAGCCCCAGAGGAAACUAUCGAGGCUUUGAAAACAUUAACCUCAAUGUCACUCAUAAGGCCAGAGGCGUUCAAGUAUGGUGUUUUAGCAACAGACAGGAUACCGGGGGUGUUAUUAUACGGCCCCCCCGGUACUGGUAAAACUUUGUUGGCGAAAGCCGUCGCCAAAGAGAGUGGAGCUACAGUUCUUGAAGUCAGUGGGUCAGAAAUCUUUGACAUGUAUGUUGGUGAGGGUGAAAAGAACGUUAAAGCCAUCUUUUCACUCGCCAAAAAACUCUCUCCUUGUGUUGUCUUCAUAGAUGAAGCCGACGCAGUCUUUGGCAGCCGCCACAGUCACUCAACUAGAACUGCCCACCGCGAGAUCAUCAACCAGUUUCUAAAAGAAUGGGCUGAUCUAACAACCACUGCUUUCAUAAUGGUUGCUACAAAUCGACCCUUCGACCUUGAUGAUGCAGUUCUCCGUCGCCUUCCCCGCAGAAUCCUUGUUGACCUUCCCACCCGCGAUGAUAGGCUUGAGAUCCUCAAGAUUCACCUUGAGGGUGAAGUUCUAGCGCCCACUGUAUUACUAGAGUCCAUUGCAGACCAGACAAACCUUUUCUCUGGAUCUGAUUUGAAGAAUAUCUGUGUUUCUGCCGCACUUGCCUGUGUCCGCGAGGAAAAUGCUGAUGCUGCAAAGGCAAAGUCCGCUGGCGAGGAAUAUCAAUACCCCGAGAAGAGACUGUUAGAGGAUCGCCACUUCGCCAAGGCACUUGAGGAGAUCAGUGCCAGUAUUAGCGACGACAUGUCCUCUCUCACAGAGAUCAGGAAGUUCGAUGAGAAGUUCGGAGAGAAGAAGGGAAAGAAGAAGAGAAAGGCGAACUGGGGAUUUGGAAUGGGUGCUGAUCAGCCACAGUCUGAGGGUACGGGUAGAGUAAGGGCAGAUUGA
This is a messenger RNA of Morchella importuna, 3069 nucleotides long. RefSeq lists its product as uncharacterized. Bases 1 to 3069 code for a protein of 1022 amino acids. The transcript is spliced from 3 exons. Gene Ontology annotation, cellular component: mitochondrial outer membrane. Gene Ontology annotation, molecular function: ATP binding; ATP hydrolysis activity. NCBI's taxonomy places the organism in Eukaryota, Fungi, Ascomycota, Pezizomycetes, Pezizales, Morchellaceae. The record is from RefSeq and is a predicted model, not a curated record.